AUAUUAUUGCCUGGGUGUUCUUUGCCUUUUCUUUUGGACAAGUAUUAACACGUCUUUAUGUCAUUACGUUUAUUUGGUAGGCCAAUUUGGCGUACAUCUUCUCUUCGUUAUACUUUGCGCAGUUCUCGGUACAUUUCUCAAACUCACAAAUCUCCGCCAUUUCCUACCAUACCAAAAUGCCCCUCACCAACAUGUUCUUGCGCAGAGAACCCCGAGAUGCCAGAAGGCUUCGAGAUAGACCAUUCGAAGCCACUCAAUGGAACAAUGGCCGCAUAUGCUGAACAAGUCCUGAUAUGCACGGGGAAGCCAGAUUGGCCUUCUCGUAUCGAGGAAGAAAAUUCCGGGGAUAAUCUCGCUGCGGACAUUAAGGAGUUGAUGGGCCGCGGCGGAAUGUAUAGUGAUCCUUACAACAACGUUGCUGUUACAAAUUCAUCCUUUCCUUCUACCGUUGCCUCACAUCGACCCGAAAUCAUAACGACUUCUGCCUAUAUAGUCCCAUCCUUCAAAUAUAUACCUUUUCUCCCGCGAGUAUCGUUCGAUUCUGUUCAAGCUUUGGUGAAAGGAUAUUUACUUCCUACGAAACUACAUCCCGCACACGAUAACCUAUCUCCGAUACAUAAAGACCGCUUGCUGCGAAGUAAAGAACAGGCAGAUUUUCUACCCGCCGUGAAAGACGUGAAAGAUACAUUAGUAUUGAUCUGCGGACACGGAGGACGAGAUGUCAGAUGUGGAAUUCUAGCUCCAAUCUUGCAAACUGAAUUUGAAAGAGCCCUAUCAGCGAAAGAUGUACAGGUCUUGCACGGUGCGGUGGAAGUAGGUGACGGGAGCUCUACAGAACGAUUAGAAGGGCCAAUCGAAGCAGUUGGAAAUACUGCAAGAAUCGGGUCUAUAAGUCAUAUUGGAGGACAUAAGUUUGCUGGGAACGUUAUAUUGUAUAUUCCACCUCAUACAAAGACGAAAGAUGGUGAAGCUCAUCCAUUAGCCGGGUGUGGGAUCUGGUAUGGGAGAGUAGAACCAAAACACGUAGAAGGGAUUGUGCAGGCGACAUUAUUAGAAGGGAAGGUCGUAGAAGAGUUGUUCCGCGGUGGCAUUAAACAAGGUGGUGAAAUCUUGAGGAUAUAAACUUCUCUAAUUCCAAUGGGAGCCAAAUGUAACAACACAGUGUGAAGUGACCCUGUCGACGGAGUGGUAAGGCAUUGACCCAAACAUUGUCGAAGAUAGACAAUGGACUGCAACAACAAGAAUUGGAUUCAGAAAAUAUCUCCACGGUGGGAAAAGUUCCAAGGCAUAAUUGAAAUCAUUGCAACGGAGAGCUGUAAAGUCUCAACCUGGAGAGGCGGCCCAGGGAGGCAAAGUGUCCACAUGCUGAUCGUAUUACCAAGCCCGAUACAAUGCGCGGAAAUCACUCAUGCAUUGGCUGUGCGUGGCGACGAAGGUGAAAUGUUUCCGGUGUGAUAUUCAUCGUGAAGAUCGAAUUUUUAGAGCCUGCAAGAAAAUCAUCGUGUCGAGGUUUUUACUGCAAGUUUUGGCAUGAUGGAGGGAGGGAGGGCCUCCUUGUUAGGCUAAAUUUUGUGGUUAUAUGGUUAUGGUUAUACGGUGGAAUGUGUGGUGAUAUAGUUUGAAUGUUGGAUUUGUAUUAGACAAUGAGAUUCUUAAUAUAAAAGAAUAGAAGGGCUUUAAAGUAAUAUAAAUACUAAAUAUAAAGAGAUUAAUAUUCGUAUAUAGUAAUGAAUUAUAGUGAUU
Botrytis deweyae is the source of this 1743-nucleotide messenger RNA. RefSeq lists its product as uncharacterized. The record is from RefSeq and is a predicted model, not a curated record. NCBI's taxonomy places the organism in Eukaryota, Fungi, Ascomycota, Leotiomycetes, Helotiales, Sclerotiniaceae. The coding region runs from base 58 to 1122 and encodes 354 amino acids. The transcript has 2 exons.